Messenger RNA from Henningerozyma blattae CBS 6284, 1173 nucleotides. RefSeq names its product putative lipase (gene LIH1). Lineage: Eukaryota; Fungi; Ascomycota; Saccharomycetes; Saccharomycetales; Saccharomycetaceae. The record is from RefSeq and is a predicted model, not a curated record. The transcript has a single exon. Gene Ontology annotation, biological process: lipid metabolic process. Bases 1 to 1173 code for a protein of 390 amino acids.
AUGAACUUCCUACGACUACUGACUCCAUUGGGUCUAUUUCUAUUGUUAAUGUAUGGAAUACUGAGUAGGAUGGUAUCUGAAGAAGAAUAUGCCCUUCAGAUCUCGGAGAAUUCCUAUAAUCUCGAAAGUUACGAGGAUGAUGUUAAUAAUAAUAUAUAUCCCACUGAAAUAUUGCAAGACAAUGAGUUAGAACCUAAACAUUAUAUACCUCCAGAUUUUUAUAUAUCUGAUUAUGAUUAUGCGAAACUUGUUUAUUUUAGCAAGUGCUGUGGUCUGUCUAAUUGUAUUGGAGAGCACGGUUUAAGGGAAGGUUUAAGUUUAAAUGAAGGGGCUUGCCCUUCCUAUAUUAACUUUUGCUACGAUGAAAAUGUCAACCCUACUGUAAGUAGGACAAGAAUAGAAUUAAUAAUGGAAGCAGAUAAAGGAGAGCUGGGGACUGGCUAUGUUAUGGUCGAUCAUGGAAGGAAGGUGAUCGUAAUAGCUUUUAGAGGUUCAUCGACAAGACAAGAUUGGUAUAGUGAUUUUGAAAUAUAUCCGACCAGAUAUGUUCCUGGUUCUAUGUCAGAAUAUAUUGAUUUAAUUAGAAGCGGCAAAAUUAGACCUUGUAAAGGUUGCAAGAUGCAUCGAGGAUUUUAUAGAUUUAAGCAAUCUUUAGGAAAACAUUUCUUAAGGAAAGUUGAAAAAAUAUUUGCAAUCUACUCUGAUUAUAAUCUCGUUGUAACUGGUCACUCAUUAGGUGCUGCAAUAGCAAGUAUGUUAGGAAUUGAAUUAAAAUUAAAAGGUUAUAAUCCUCUAGUGUUAACAUACGCUACUCCAAAAAUGUUUAAUAAAGAAAUGAAAGAAUGGGUGAAUGAGUUAUUUAAUAUUAAAAAGAUACAUGAUAAAAACUUAAAAAGAAAUAGAUUAGACUUAAAAGGGGGGUAUUAUAGAGUAAUUCAUACAGGGGAUUAUAUACCAAUGCUGCCACCAAAAUUUGAGGAGGCAGGAUUAGAAAUCUUCAUUAAAAAACUUGAACUGCCUCACUUGGUUGGGGAUUUAGAAUAUAGAGGUAUCGAAAAGACAAUAAUAGACGGAAGAUUGCCUGGAUAUGCUGCAACAAAUGCGAAUAAAUGGUUGCAUACAGAUGAGCAUCGGUCAUAUUUUAUAUCCAUCCAAGGUUGCAAAAAUUUCUAA